UUUGUUUUUUGUGGGAUAUAAAGAUGUUAAAAACUCCAAAUUUAUAAGUGUGAUACGUAUACCCUUAAAUUAAAAGUACUCCAUUUUCCUAUUGCUCCCACACUUUAGUGCAUCUCUAAAAGUUGAAACUUUGAAGUUCGUUGGAUCCACCACAAAUCUCCUGUGCAUGAACUUUUGCAAGCACACUUUGCAACCAAAAAGCUUAAAUUUUUCAGAAACAAAAAUGUGGGUAGAUUCUGAGAACAACCGUGUCGAGUCUGGUCAGGAGCUAUUUGGUUCUUUAGUUCAUCAGGAAGCAUAUGCCCUCAUAUCCAGUUUAGCCCCUCCAGGGCUGGAAUUCCAGCAUACAUCAGCUCCUAAAUCUGAAUACAAUAGCUAUCAUGCUAUAACUACUGAUCAAAGGAACACCUGCUUAACGGAGCAAAUGCAGUCUCCGGUUCAGGAAACACAUUUAUUAGAAGCACUCCAGCGUCCUGCACCACUCUGUCGACAAUUCUGGAAAGCUGGAAGCUAUGACAAUGUCUCCUCACAGUCCUCAGCAUCUUUGGCUCCAAACACCAAGAUCCAUAUGCAUGUUCACCCCAAGUUCCUUCACUCUAAUGCUACUUCUCACAAGUGGGCUUUUGGAGCUGUGGCGGAGCUUCUGGACAAUGCAAUUGAUGAGAUACAAAAUGGAGCCACUUUUGUAAUGGUAGAUAAAAUCUUUGAUCCAAAAGAUGGGAGUCCAGCAUUGCUCAUCCAAGACGAUGGAAGUGGUAUGGACCCAAAAGCAAUUCGGCGAUGUAUGAGUUUCGGAUUCUCAGACAAGAUGUCCAAAAAUACCAUUGGGCAAUAUGGAAAUGGGUUCAAGACCAGCACCAUGAGACUUGGAGCAGAUGCUAUAGUCUUCAGUCGAAAAGUGAACAGUGGGAUAUUAACCCAAAGCGUUGGUCUGCUUUCAUACACACUAUUGUCUCGCACAGGGAUGGGCAGAAUAGUAGUACCUAUGAUUGAUUAUGAGUACUCUUUGUCAACUGCAGCCUGGAAACCUCUGUAUCGUGAUGGUGGAGAGAAUUUUCAAUCAAAUAUCUCAAUCAUUUUGCAGUGGUCUCCAUAUUCAACUGAAGCCGAGCUUCUGAAGCAAUUUGAUGACAUUGGAUUUCAUGGUACCAAAGUUAUCAUCUAUAAUUUGUGGUUUGCUGAUGAAGGGAAGUUGGAAUUGGAUUUCAAUAGUGACCCUGAGGACAUCCGCCUGAAAGGUUCAAACAAUGCUCAGAAAAAUUCAAAAAAGUUGUUAACAGAAGAGCACAUUGCCAACCAAUACCAUUAUUCUCUCCGGGUAUACAUGUCCAUAUUGUAUUUGCAGCUCCCACAAAAUUUUAGUAUGAUGUUGCGUGGAAAAGUUGUUGAGCAUCAUAGUAUAGCACGUGAUCUGAAAUUCCCAGAAUUCAUCGUGUACAGACCUCAUACUAAGGAGGGCGAUAUUUUAACAACAAUAGGCUUUCUGAAGGAAGCUCAUAAUGUCAAUAUCCAUGGUUUCAAUGUCUACCAUAAGAACCGCCUUAUACUGCCAUUUUGGGAAGUUGCCCCUUAUAGCAAGAAUGGAGGAAGAGGCGUUGUUGGGGUCUUGGAAGCAAACUUUGCUGAGCCUAUUCAUAACAAACAAGAUUUUGAGAGGACUUCCCUCUUCCAAAGGCUUGAAACACGCUUGAAGAACAUGGCAUGGGAAUACUGGGAUAAUCACUGUGGACUUAUAGGAUAUCAUGUCAACCACAGUAAGAAACCCCCUGUGUCGUCACUGCAAUCGCCAUAUGAUCUUCCUAGAAGUGCUAGGUUCGAACCUGUAGUAUUGGAUAAUACUACAAUGUCAGAUUCAGCCAAUGAUGAUGAUCCUGCUGUUGGUUUACUCGUUGGAUCUGUAUCUCAAAGAAAAGGCCAACACCGAGAUUCUACAGGAACAAAAAAUCCCCUCUCGUCUGCUCUUACAAGUACACAGAUUAGCUUAACACCUGAGGCUAAUAACAUGGAGAACUUCACCAAUGUCCAGGAGUUGCUGCUUCGUACUUCUGGAGAAAAUGAGCAGAGAAAACAGGAAGCUGUGUUGAUGAUACAGGAGAAUAAGGAACUUCUGUCAAAAUGCUUAGAUUUUGCGAAUAGAGAGAAAGAACUUAUUCAGAAGGUUUCACUGCUUAAAAAGGAGAUUGAAGAAGAAAGAAACAGAUAUGGCAGGAUGUUGAGCGAACUGCCAAAGCUUAGAACUCUCUAGCUAGCAGAAAAAUACAGAGAAUAUCACCCUAAAUAGUUCAUUUAUGUGAAGAGUUUCCCGUCACAGGUGACAUCCGAACGAUGCUGGUUAGCUUGUGCAGUUGCUGGAGCUAGGCAUUUUUUGAAGUUCACUUCUGAGUAGUUAUAUUACUUAUAUGUCUUGUUCUCAGCAUACAGUGUGGUCUGGUUUCCCAUUUUUGUGUCUAUGCUUCUAGUGACUAUUAAGGCCUUUUUUUUCACUAGUAGAAGUUUAAGGUUUUGGACUUUUGGUUAAUUUGGCUUUUCAUAUGAACUAUGAAAAUCUCUGUUUAUUGUGUUUAUUGGUUAACCAGGAAAAAAAAAUGCUACCUUUUAUACAUAUACUACUAGAUUUCCUUUUUUUUGGUUGGUGGUAUAGCGGAUUGUUUUGUGUUUAUUGGUUAACCAGGAAAAAUUAUGUAGCUUUGUACCUGAUGUGGAAAACAUGGAAAGCAAUUAGAUACUCCAUCAAAUGUUUGGAGGAACAUAUUGGUUUAUGCCUUUACAACACAUUGAAUUAGUAAUGUGACAAC
This is a messenger RNA of Chenopodium quinoa (quinoa), 2795 nucleotides long. RefSeq names its product protein MICRORCHIDIA 6-like. The transcript has 22 exons. NCBI's taxonomy places the organism in Eukaryota, Viridiplantae, Streptophyta, Magnoliopsida, Caryophyllales, Amaranthaceae. The record is from RefSeq and is a predicted model, not a curated record. Bases 167 to 2245 code for a protein of 692 amino acids. Gene Ontology annotation, cellular component: nucleus. Gene Ontology annotation, molecular function: ATP hydrolysis activity.